Molecule: messenger RNA, 1378 nt
Organism: Passer domesticus (house sparrow)
Lineage: Eukaryota; Metazoa; Chordata; Aves; Passeriformes; Passeridae
Product: zinc finger protein 316-like
Exons: 5
Coding region: 125-1378 (417 amino acids)
Biological process (GO): regulation of DNA-templated transcription
Source: RefSeq, a predicted model, not a curated record
CGCACGCACCGGCAGAGCCGCCCCUCGCCCGGGCCCCCGGUGCCCCCAGCGCCCGGUUCCGGUGCUCCCGGCCCCGGCGGAGCCUCCCCCGGCCCGGCCCCUUCCGCCGCCGCCCCGCCCGGCCAUGCCGCGGGGGCUGUCCCCCGAGGUGACAUUCGAGGAGGUGGCCGUGCACUUCUCCCCCGAGGAGUGGGCGCUGCUGGCGCCCUGGCAGCGGGCGCUGCACCGGGAGGUCAUGGGCGACAACUACGAGCUGGUGGCCAGCCUGGACCCCAGCUCCAAGCUCCCCGCCAUGAAGGAGGAGUCGCACGGGGGGGUUCCCUGCGCUGGGGGGCACAGCGGAGAUAGCGACACCAGCGACAGCUCAGGUGCCUGGAGCGGCUCAGACAGCAAGGACGACACCGGGGGACGCCGUGACCCGGGCUCCGCUGUGCCCCGCUCCGGCGGCCGUGACCCCGAGCGGCGGGGCCGCACCGGGCCCGUCCCCCGGCCGGUGCCGGCGGCGCCGGGGCCGCUGCCGGGGCCCGAGGCGGCGCCGGGCCGGCCGUACCUGUGCGGCACCUGCGGCCGGUCCUUCCGGCACCGCCGCAGCCUGCUGGCGCACAAGAAGCUGCGGCGGGGGAACCGCGCCCGGCACGGCUGCGCCGAGUGCGGCCGCGGCUUCUGCCUGCGCGGGGACCUGCUGCGGCACCGCGACACGCACCGCCCGCGGCCCCCGGGCCCCCGGCACCCCCGGGACCCGCGGGAGCAGCGGGGCGCGGCGGGGCCGGCCGAGGAGCGGCCCUUCGUGUGCGGCAGCUGCGGGAGCCGCUUCAGCUGGAGGGAGAGCCUGGAGCUGCACCUGCGCAGCCACCGCGCCCACCCGUGCCCCGAGUGCGGGCGCGUGUUCCCGCACCGCGGGCACCUCUGGCUGCACCGCCGGGCGCACUCGGGCCGCCGCCCCUUCCCCGGAGCCCGCCGCGGCCUCUGCUGCCACCGCGGGACACGGCGGCACGGCCCGCCCCGCGGGGACCGGGACGGGGACGGCGACAGGGAACCCCGCGGGGACAGGGACAGGGAACCCUGCGGGGACAGGGAUAGGGACAGGGAACCCCGCGGGGACAGGGAUAGGGACAGGGAACCCUGCGGGGACAGGGACAGGGAACCCUGCGGGGACAGGGACACGGAAGGGGAACCCUGCGGGGACAGGGAUAGGGACAGGGACGGGGAACCCCGCGGGGACAGGGAUAGGGACAGGGACGGGGACACGGACAGGGACAGGGACAGGGACUGGGAACCCUACCAGAUCACGAGGCCGGGAGCCGUUCUCCCAACUAAAUUCCUGAAAUUAGAGCGGAGCCGGGAGCGCGCGGGGGGCGGGGACGCUGAGGUGCCCUAA